Messenger RNA from Closterium sp. Naga37s-1, 1803 nucleotides. The record is from the annotation of a GenBank genome assembly. NCBI's taxonomy places the organism in Eukaryota, Viridiplantae, Streptophyta, Zygnematophyceae, Desmidiales, Closteriaceae.
AUGCGUAGGCGGCGACGGGGGGUCGCGGCGAUGGGGAGUGCAGGCGGCGACGCGAAGUCGCGGCGGCGGGACAGGAGGCGACGACGGGGCGUCGCGGCGGCGGGAUGCGCAGGCGGCGCCGAGGAAGGCGCGGCGGCGGUGGGGGGAGGCGGCGACGCGACGUCGCGGCAGCGGGAGGGGCAGGCGACGACGGGGCGUCGCGGCGGAGGGAUGCGCGGGCGACGCCGAAGUAGGCGCGGCGGCGGGAGGGAGACGGCGACGGGGGGUCGCGGCAGGGGGAGGAGGAGGCGGCGACGAGGCGUCGCGGCGGGAUGUGCAGGCGGCGCCAGAGAAGGCGCGGCGGCGGAAAAAAGGGGGAGGGGGGGGGGGGGGGGGCAGCGACGGUGUGUCGCGGCGACGGGGGGCGGUGAUGCACUCGCGGCGGUGGGAUCCGCAGGCGAGGAGGGCGCAAUCACGGCGGAGGGAGGGGAGGGCGGCGACAACGUGGCGGAGAUGCGGGGGGGCAUGGCAGUGCUAUCUGACGCCUCCACCGGCACCACCAUUCUGCUGGCGCUGCCCAUGGGGGGAUUGGAGGGCGCCAGCAGCAGGGAAGGCGAAGAAGGGGGUGGGGGGGAUGAUGGUGCAAAAGAAGAGCAUGGGAAGAAAAUUGAAGGGAAGUCUCUGCCGUUUGAGAGUGGCGCAACGCAAGGAAGUCAGCAGAAAGAAACACCCCAGCAGCGGCCACCUCUGCACGAGUUGUCAGCAGCACAGCAGCGGACGGCACUACAGCACCGCCCACCUCUGCACCAGCGGGCAGCAGUACAGCAGCGAGCAGCUCUGCAGCAGCGGGCAGCACGGGAGCAGUGGGCGAAACGGGAGCAGUCUCUCCUUAAACCCCUGGGCUACCUGGAGGGGGGCAUGGUGGGCGGGGAGGGCGGGGAGGAGGCAGAGCAGAUGGUGCGAGCAGUGGUAGCAGGGCAGCAGGUGGCGGGGCGGCGGGCAGCACGGUCGCAUUCGCUCCCCAAGCCUCAUUCUCACACAGAAGGUAUGGGAGACUUCGAGGGGCUGGCGCGAGCGGCGGUGUUGGGGCGGAAGGCAACGCGCGCGCACUCUCUCUCCAAACUGCACGCCCACACGGAGGGCGCGGGGGAGGCGGAGGGGUUGGUGCGAGCAGUAUUGGCGGGGCGCGGGGUGGCGGUGGUGGAUGACAACGCGGUGAACCGCAUGGUGGCGCGCAGAACGCUGCAGAACUACGGGGCGCACGUGCUGCUGCUGUGCUCCGGGGAGGAUGCGUUGCAAGCGCUCUCCUCUGCUUUCUCAUCUCCCACGGCCUCCCCGCCCAUCCACCUGUUGCUCCUCGACCUCCACAUGCCGCCCGGCAUUGACGGGUCAGUGCCGUGCUUUUCUUCAUCUCUGCUGCGCCCUCCCGCCCAUCCGCCUGCUGUUCCAUGGCCAUCCACGUGCCACCCAUGCUUGAGCUUUGUUGCCAUCACCAUUCUUGAGAUUGCUUGUUCUGCCAUUGCUGCUACUGUGAGAUUGUGGUUGCUACCUGCUCUGCUCCUGCAAUUCCACGUUGCCAUCCCUUUCGUGCCGGCCAUUGCCUCCCGUUUCCCAACAGAUUCGAAACGGCUCGUCGGAUCCGAGCCAUGGAGAGGUCACGGCGGAGCAGCAGCAGCAGCAGCCCGACAACACACGAGAUGCCAGAGGGAGACAAUACCUCCUGUGAUGCAGCAGCAGCAGCAACAGCAACAGCAAGUGCAAUUGAUGCAAACACGGAAGCAAGUGCAGUUGUUGCAAGCACGCAUGAGCGCCUUUGUAUCAUAG